Molecule: messenger RNA, 837 nt
Organism: Meleagris gallopavo (turkey)
Lineage: Eukaryota; Metazoa; Chordata; Aves; Galliformes; Phasianidae
Gene: PEBP4
Product: phosphatidylethanolamine binding protein 4
Source: RefSeq, a predicted model, not a curated record
GUCACUGAGCCCUGCAUGGGGCUGAAUAAUGUGCGAUCUGUAGGGUUUGCUGGGGUCGGUUCUGUGGGGUUCCAGCCUCUGCAGGCUGCCCCAGGUGGUGCUGUGCUGGCACAGCCCGGGGUCGGUGCUGCCAAGGGGCCGGGCAGCAGGGCUGGGGCUGUGCCAGGCUCUGGGAGCAGACACACAGAGGGACACAGAGCGGGCAGCAUGGGGCUGCUGGCUGCGGUGCUGCUGGCUGCUCUCCUGCCGGGGCUCGCUGCCGGGGCUCAGGUGCUGUGGCCGGAUGAACCCUCACACGUCUGCUCCUUCCAGAGCCUCAGCGGCAAGGACAGCGAGUUCUGCAGAGGCAAUUUAGAAGUCAUCUACCCGGAGCUGGGCGACGUGGGCUGCACCUACAUCCCCACUUGCCACCAGUCCCGUUGGCGCAUCAGCAGGGAGUGGGGCAGCCCCCAGGUCCUCUACCCACAGGCCAAAAAGAGCAAGAAGUACGUGGUGAUGCUGGUGGACCCCGACGCUCCCAGCAGAGCCAACCCCCGGAGCCGCUUCUGGAGGCACUGGCUGCUCACCGACGUCCCUGUGAGUGUCCCCAGGUGGGAGGGCGGUGACAUCCCCACGGCUGCACCCACUGGGGCACCAUUCAUUCCAUGGGUGAAAUCCCAAAGGGGAGAAAUGCAAAUGGUGCUCGGUGUGUGGGUAGGGGAGCACUUCCUGAGACCGAAUACAGUGAGGCUGGGAUUAAAAUAUUCACAAAACCUUGGAGCAAAAAUACCCCGUAACGAUGGCAACCGGCGCUGCACGCGGGGAGCUCCGAACGGAGGCAAGGACUUUGCAAUGUGA